CUCGAUCCAAACUCCGCCGCUGCAUGAUAAGCCACACCACCUUGAUAAUCACGACAACUCGAAGCUUCAUCUUCCACAUACAAUAAUACAAAACCUCAUUAACACCAUGAGCCCAAAAACUCGACGACAGGCCGCAAAGGCCCAAAACCCUUCUUCUGAUUCCGAGCCUGAAGUUAGAUCCAACGGUAACGGGUCUGCCAACGGCGUCGCGGAUGCUUCGGACGAUGCCCCUCGCGAGAACAUCUUCCUUUUCAUCCCCAACAUUAUUGGCUACGCGCGCAUCGUCCUUGCUAUCGCGUCACUCUACUACAUGCCCCUCCAUCCUCGUACUUGCUCGUUCCUCUACAGCGUCUCAUGUCUCCUCGAUGCCCUUGAUGGCUACGCCGCGCGUAUCUACGAACAGUCCACUCGCUUCGGCGCUGUUCUUGAUAUGGUCACAGAUCGCUGUACUACAGCCUGUCUUAUUGUCUUCCUCUCCUCCGCCUUCCCUCGAUGGGCCAUUGUUUUCCAGGGCUUGAUUGCUCUUGACCUUGCCAGCCACUAUAUGCAUAUGUAUGCUACUCUCGUUGUCUCAGGCACCAACGCCAGUCACAAGAGCAUUGACGAGAGCAAGAACUGGCUAUUGCGCCUCUACUACACCAACAAGAAUGUCCUGUUCGCCCUUUGCGCUCUCAACGAGCUCUUCUUCAUCGCCCUCUACCUCCUCUGCUUCUCGUCUCCUCUCGUCUCGCCCUACCUCAUCAAGCCCAUCCAGACUGUCGGUGCCGAGCUUCAGGCUGGUGCUCAAGUCAACACUUCGAUCCUCGCCCAGAUCUUCCCCGACCCCUUCAGCCCUGCUGCUCUCGAGCUUGCACGUGCGAACAAGAUGGAUUCUACAGUACCUUGGAUAAUUGCCGGGGUUAGCUUUCCUUUUAUGUUCCUCAAGCAGUUCAUCAACUGCGUUCAGCUUUACAAUGCCAGCUUGGGCCUCGCCGAGAUCGAUCUCAAGACUCGCAGAGAGCAGGGUCUCCCCCGCCCCAAGCCCAAGGAAGCUUAAAUUUAACAAGUUUUCUUCUAAUGGUCUCCCUGAAAUUCGAUAAUAACUCGAUGGGAUAGGACGACCAUUUUGUUAACUGUAUGAAAACUAGCAGAUUCUACCAGCUACCUUUUUUUGUGACUGAGAAAACGGCUUGUUUCAAGUUGUGUCUUCAGUCUGUUUCAACAUGCUCUGUCUUGCCAGGGAGCAAUCAAGUAGGGAUUAUUGGAGGGGAAU
Fusarium oxysporum Fo47 is the source of this 1252-nucleotide messenger RNA. Its product is annotated as CDP-diacylglycerol--inositol 3-phosphatidyltransferase. The coding region runs from base 107 to 1036 and encodes 309 amino acids. NCBI's taxonomy places the organism in Eukaryota, Fungi, Ascomycota, Sordariomycetes, Hypocreales, Nectriaceae. Gene Ontology annotation, molecular function: CDP-diacylglycerol-inositol 3-phosphatidyltransferase activity. The record is from RefSeq and is a predicted model, not a curated record. The transcript has 3 exons. Gene Ontology annotation, cellular component: membrane; Golgi apparatus. Gene Ontology annotation, biological process: phosphatidylinositol biosynthetic process.